AUGACCAUUUAUAUGGAGCCGGACCUUACCUUCAAGUGGACGCUCCGCACCAAGACGCAGAUCGUCGAUUGGCAGAACCCUACUCUAUUGGACAUAUACAGAGGCGACACCAGACUCCCUCCUGAGAGUAAUGUAGUGACAGUGGAAGCAACCAACGAAUGGGUGUAUUGGAUCCUUGAGGACCAGACCGGACGAGAUAUUUGGCAUCCUAUGCAUCUUCACGGUCAUGACUUUUACAUUCUGGCCCAAGGUUCAACAGCAUACGACUCUAGCGUGAAGCUAAACACCAAGAACCCGCCACGAAGAGAUACGGUGACAUUAUAUGGUAGUGGAUACCUAGUGAUUGCUUUCAAGACAGACAACCCUGGCUUAUGGCUCAUUCAUUGCCACAUUGCCUUUCACGCAAGUCAAGGCCUCGCUUUGCAGCUUGUCGAGAGACCUGCAGAGAUACCCGACCUGAUUGCAGCAGAUGUCGACCAACUAAACGAUACGUGCAAGACCUGGGCGCCGUUCUACAACUCACUAGCUCAAGCACAUUAUAAACAGGAUGACUCGGGUAUCUAA
Molecule: messenger RNA, 564 nt
Organism: Truncatella angustata
Lineage: Eukaryota; Fungi; Ascomycota; Sordariomycetes; Amphisphaeriales; Sporocadaceae
Product: multicopper oxidase-domain-containing protein
Exons: 2
Coding region: 1-564 (187 amino acids)
Molecular function (GO): oxidoreductase activity; copper ion binding
Source: RefSeq, a predicted model, not a curated record